AAGAACCCUAAAUUUCGUUGGCUAUGGCGGAGGAGGAAGAAGGCGCGGGCUUCCACCUAGGGCAGCGCGUCCGGAGCGCGAGAGAGGCGCAGCAGCUCGGCACGGUGAGGUAUGUCGGGCCAGUGGAGGGCUACCACGGGGUCUGGAUUGGAGUGGAUUGGGACAGCGGACAAUCUCGCCACGACGGCUCCGUCAAUGGCGUUCGCUACUUCACCGCCAGCGGCGAGAAGUCGGGAUCGCUCGUGAGGCCUUCGAAUCUCAGCGCUGGGUGGAGUUUGCUCGAAGCUCUUGUCUCUAGGUACAAGAUCAGCAUGAGCAAAGACGAUGCAGAGGAUAUGUAUCUCAUGUCUGUGAGGCAGAGAAAAGUUGCUGUGGAGCUCGUUGGGCAGAGCAAAGUGGAGGAGAAGCAAAAGAAACUCAACGAGCUCCGCGCCGCAUCUCUAGUCUUUGCCGGUGUUUCGUCACUCGGACCACCUGGAGAGAUAUCUUCUUCUGCUCCAAAUAUUGAAGAACUCGACCUGACGGGGAAUCUGAUCUCCGACUGGAACUUUGUCACUUGUCUCUGCGAGGAGCUGCCGCGUUUGAGAGCCGUAGACCUCAGCUAUAAUCGAAUUGAUAUCCGGCCAGAGAUGCCACGGCCUCCUCUUAAUUUGAGGACUGUUGUGCUGAAUUACUGCUCUCUCUCUUGGGAACAGGUUGACAUGCUGAGCAAGUCGCUGCCGUUUGUGGAGGAGCUCCAUCUUCGACAUAACAAUAUCCGUCUCUUACAGACUUCUGGCGAAGCAGUUGAGGGAUUUGAGGAGCUCCGGGUUCUCAACCUUGAAGGCAACAGCCUUGAAAGUUGGGACGAAAUGAUGAAGCUAUCAAGCCUCAGAAGCUUGAAGACUCUAAACGUCUCUGGAAAUGCGAUCACCAAAGUUUCCUAUCCGGAAAACAUAAAAGACCAGUGGCCUUUCUUGCAACUAUCAUGUCUUCUUCUAGGAAAGAAUCAAUUGGCAGACUGGGAGUCUGUGGAUGCUCUUGACAAGUUUCCCAAUCUCACGGAAGUAAGGCUGAGCGAGAAUCCAAUAGCAGAUACAAGCAAAGGUGGUGCACCAAGAUACGUUUUAGUAGCCCGGCUCAGCAAAAUAACUGUUCUCAACGGGAGUGAAGUCAAACCACGGGAAAGGAAAGACUCGGAGAUCAGAUAUGUCCGUCACGUUCUCAAUACUAUGACGCCAGGCGAAGACAUCAGAAGAUCUCAUCCAAGGUUCGAGCAGUUGAAGAAACAGUAUGAUAUUUCAGAAGAAUCGGUGCCACAAGCUGGGUCACAAUCAUCUCAAAAUAUGGCGGCUAGCCUCAUAACAAUUACGAUCAAAUGCGUUGCUGCCAGCCUAGGAGAAAUCGCACCAGUGACUAGAAAGCUUCCUGGUUCGAUGACGGUCGGUAAGCUGAAGCUGCUUUGCGAGGCUUUGUUCAAGCUGAAAGCAACAAAGCAACGUCUUUUUUUGGAGGAAAAGGAGAGCCCGCUGCCGCUUCCUCUCGAUGACGACCUGGAGAGCCUCGGAAACAUUGGAUUUGGACAACAGGGUGUUAUUCUAAUGGAAGAAUGUUGAAUGCGAUGUGCCGUGUUGGUGAGUGCAACUAAAUUUUCAGCACAUCGUCAUCAUCCUCGGCAUCGCAUUGGUGUUGUUACUGUAAACAAAAGGAUGACUCUCCGUGUGCAACGAUGCUCGUGCUCUUUUUUUACAAUUUUUUCUUUUCUUUCCGUGCCACAGAUUUGUGUCCCUCCUCAUUAUUUACAUGAUCCGCAAGAACCGGAAGCAUAUCCCGAUGACCAGUUGCGCUGGAGGAAGUAAAGUUCCGAGUUCAUUGGAUUUCUACUCCAGCACAAAUUUUCUUUCUCCAUGGAAGCAGCGAGUGAAGUCUAGAGCAACAUGUCUAGAGAUCUCCGCGAUAGUCACGCUCCACCCUGUGGAGACAAUCAAGACUCUUGCGUCGAUUCGCCAAUGCCGUACUUGGUGGCGGCACUGGGAGCCAUGCUGCUGCUCGUGGUCCUCACACAGACACUGCGGCUUAUUUCGUAUCUCCGGACCUCCCAGAAUCUUAGAGCCGCCGCUAGUGCCCAGCAGCAUCUCCAGCUCCGGCCAGCCGCGGGAGAUGACCACCAACAGGUCGAGAGCAAGUUGACACCAGGCCAGUGCCGUGAAAUCGUUGUCAUCAUGGCUGGUGACGAAGCUCCCACUUUCCUCGCAGAGCCAACGAGAGUGGAAACUCCUACUCGGUAGUUCUUAACACUGGAUCCUGUUCUUGACAACCAAAAUCACGAAAGUUCCUCGUCCAAGAGGUACUUUUUGUCUUUCCAUUGAUUUCUCUUGUGCUAUUGUUAACAACAAUUACGCUCUUGUUUUGGAGGAUAAUCUGCCGACCAGAAUAGUUUAAGAGCAAACAAGGCUGUGGCAGAUGUUGGCAAGUUCUUGAGUGUCUUGGAGCUAGAAUAGCCGGCCGAGAUUUUCUU
Messenger RNA from Selaginella moellendorffii, 2497 nucleotides. RefSeq names its product tubulin-folding cofactor E. Gene Ontology annotation, molecular function: protein binding. NCBI's taxonomy places the organism in Eukaryota, Viridiplantae, Streptophyta, Lycopodiopsida, Selaginellales, Selaginellaceae. The coding region runs from base 24 to 1595 and encodes 523 amino acids. The record is from RefSeq and is a predicted model, not a curated record. The transcript has 17 exons.